CACACUGCCCGCUCGCGAGGUCUACGAGAGAAGAAGGGUACAGUGAUGCUUCGCGCGACGCGACGGGCGAGUGGCUUCCGCGCUGCCGCCGGCACGUCCGCUCGCCGCUGCGCAUCUGGCUUUCCAGAGGCGAGCACGAUUUGGAAGGACGGCGAACUAAUCCCGUGGAAAGAGGCAAACGUGCACAUCCUCUCGACGGCGGUACAGUUCGGAUCUUCACUCUUCGAGGGCAUCCGUUGCUACGGCACGCCGAGCGGUCCUGCCAUUGUCCACCUCGACGGCCACCUGCGCCGGCUGCUCGACUCGUGCAAGAUGUACCGCGUCGACGUGCCCUACAGCGCGGAAGAGCUCGCCGCCGCGUGCUUUGACGUCGUCGAGGCCAACGGGCUGCACGACGGCUGCUACAUCCGCCCCAUGGUCCUGCGCGGGUACGGAGCAGUCGGCAUGGAUGGCAAGGGCUCGCCGGUCGAAUGCUACAUCCCCGCGUGGAAAUGGGGCGCGUACCUCGGCGCCGACGCCUUCUCCACCGGCAUCGACUGCUGCACCGCCAGCUGGGCGCGGCCGGCGCCAAACACGUUCCCUGGCAUGGCCAAGGCGGCUGGCAACUACAACAACGCCGCGCUCAUCAAGAUGGAGGCGCAGGCGAACGGGUACGUGGAAGCGGUCGCGCUGGGGAGCGACGGCAUGGUCUCCGAGGGCUCCGGACAGAACCUGUUCGUCGUGCGCGACGGCGAGAUCGCGACGCCGCCGAUCAACGGCUCGAACCUGCAGGGGCUGACUCGCGCGUCCGCGCUGCAGCUCGCCGCAGAGGCGGGUGUGCCCGUCCGCAUCGAGCCGAUCCCGCGGGAGGCGCUCUACGUGGCGGACGAGCUCUUCUUCACGGGCACCGCGACCGAGGUGAUGCCGAUCGCCUCGCUGGACCGCAUCGCCAUCGGCAACGGCAGGCGGGGCCCGAUCACCGAGCGGCUACAGCAGAGGUACCAGGACAUCAUCCACGGCCGAUCGGAGGAUGUGUACGGUUGGAUGAGUUUGCGAGGUGGCGGAGUCUAAGAGU
Emiliania huxleyi CCMP1516 is the source of this 1054-nucleotide messenger RNA. RefSeq lists its product as hypothetical. The transcript has 2 exons. The record is from RefSeq and is a predicted model, not a curated record. Gene Ontology annotation, cellular component: cytosol. Gene Ontology annotation, molecular function: branched-chain-amino-acid:2-oxoglutarate transaminase activity. Lineage: Eukaryota; Haptophyta; Isochrysidales; Noelaerhabdaceae. Bases 46 to 1050 code for a protein of 334 amino acids. Gene Ontology annotation, biological process: branched-chain amino acid metabolic process.